AUGAACGGAGUCUUAGACCUGAUACCCACGGUCCCCUUGCGACCAGGGAGAGAUGUCUCGGGGCAACGAUCACUGCCCAGUUCGCUUAAGUCACGCCUGCUUACAGUCACCGCGCUGCCUGUGGCUCUGUUCUCGCUGCUGCUGCUGGUGAUUCUCCCCCUCUGCGCCUCCUCUGCUUUUGCGGAACCUGUUCGGGGCGGGCUGUUGCAGAGGAGUGGACACGUGGCAGCAGCGGAUAGGGAAACAGUGCGUGAGGGAUCGGUGGAAGAGGGUAGAGCAAAAGGAGGGAGACGGGGGCUUCAGCAACAGCCUGGUGGAUCAGUACCAGUAUCAUCGCCAGGGGAGAUGAGCAACAGUGGUGCUGCCAGUGGUGGCACUAGCGCCGGUGCUGCGGGUACCUCUCCUCCUACCAGUAGCAGCAGCGGGAACAACAGUGGUGGCAGCAUUAGUGGCACUGGCAACGCCACUGCUGUUGGUAACGCCACUGGUGCUGGUGCCCCCACUGGGGCUGGUAAUCUCACAGGGGCUGCUGGCAAUGGCACGGAGGGGGGUGCGGUGCGGUACUUCACGGUGGGGCAGGAGGCGUUCGUGUGGGGGUCUCCUCUCGUCACCUUCUUCCGCCAGCAGGCCACCCGUGCUGCCCUCAACGCCUUCUCCUUCGCCAACACCACCGCCGUUGUCGGCACCACCACUGUGGCGCUCCCCAAUGUGGACACGGUGUAUGGAGGAGCCUUCCUCUACCUGAGGGACCAGCCCAUGGUGUUCAAAACCCCCAACAUGGGCCAAGGCCGUUACUACAGCAUCGGAUUCUUCCAGACCUAUGGCCCGGCGUUCAGUGUGAACGGCAGCCGAGCCAACGGGCCAGGCCCCAACACGUUCACUCUAGUCGGGCCCAACUGGGCAGGGGAGCUGCCGGGUGACCUUGCACCCACCGCCAUACGGUCUCCCACCAACGAUGCGCUCCUGCUGAUGCGAGUGGUAGUAUCAGAAAACGUGUCCAACGACAUUGCUACAGUGCUCGACCUUUACAGUCAAGUCUCGCUACAGUCACUCUCAGAGGCGCUAGGCGGGCCUGCAGUUGCGCCCCUCCCCAAUCCGCCCCUCCCCAGCUCCAACCUCUCCGAGGCCCUCCAGCGCAUGACUCUCAUUGGCGAUUGGCUUCAGCGGGAUCCGCCCUUGAAUAACAGCGCCAACAACCGUGUCGUGCGCAUGCUCGCGUCCAUCAACGUCACCCAGCAGUACGGCUUCGACCCCUACAGCGUGACACAGCAGCAGGCAGCGGCGUUGGAGGCAGCAAUGCAGACAACGGACACGCUCAUCACGGCAGCCAACGUUGUCAUUCAGAUCAACGACUCGCUCAUUCAAUCCGAAAACUUCUGGGCAGCGUCUACCACGCUCCUGGGCCACGACUUUGAAACAGAGUUCCUCUACCGAGCCACCCUUACUGCCCCGGGCGGCAUCGGCGGACUGCCGCCCACAGAAGUGGUUUACUUCCUCACCUUCCUCGCAGUGGUCACCCCAUCUGUGGCAGCCGUACAACCUGCUGCUACAAAUGCAUCCAACACCACCACUCCUCCCACCAUGCCACCUACCUCUUUUGAAUCUGCCAACGCUACAGCCUCUCCUGUCAGUUCCACAGCCGGCAACAGCAGCACAAUGAGCAACAUCCGCGCUGAAAACACCACCACCACAGCCAGCAGCGACACCACAGCUAACAGCAACACCACUGGAACCCAGCCUUCUCCCCGGCUUCCUAGUAUCCCCUCCCCACCUGCAAACAACACAAUUUCCUUGCAGCCUCAGCCUUCCUCCAUCUUCCCCUCCUCCAUCCCCCUCUCCUCCAUGCCCUCCCCACGUCGCCCCUUCACGCGUCUCCAAGGCUCCCGCUGCUACCGCCUGCGCCUCACCCCUCCCCCCGUCGACUCCUUCUGGUCUGUCACCAUCUAUAACGCGUCCAACCUCAACCUUUUGGAAGGAGUCAAUAAGUUCGGUGUGGGUGACCGUACCCCGGGAUUGAUUUACAACCCAGACGGCACUCUCACCAUCUACAUUCAAUCCACUCCGCCCGGCCAAUCGCUUGAAGCCAACUGGAUUCCUACUGUUAACUCG
Closterium sp. Naga37s-1 is the source of this 2109-nucleotide messenger RNA. NCBI's taxonomy places the organism in Eukaryota, Viridiplantae, Streptophyta, Zygnematophyceae, Desmidiales, Closteriaceae. The record is from the annotation of a GenBank genome assembly.